This is a messenger RNA of Spea bombifrons (plains spadefoot toad), 2637 nucleotides long. RefSeq names its product zinc finger protein 341 (gene ZNF341). The record is from RefSeq and is a predicted model, not a curated record. Bases 5 to 2500 code for a protein of 831 amino acids. The transcript is spliced from 16 exons. Lineage: Eukaryota; Metazoa; Chordata; Amphibia; Anura; Pelobatidae.
CAAGAUGGCGCAAACGAUAUUUGAGGCAUUUGAAGGAAUGGAUAACCAGACGGUCCUAGCAGUUCAGUCCCUGCUGGAUGGGCAAGGUGGGGUAUCGGACCACGGUGCUCAGUCUGUCAACACUGCGGUCUCCAUACAGGGAAUGGACGACGAAGAUGUGUUUCUGUGCGGGAAAUGCAAGAAACAGUUUAACUCCUUGCCGGCGUUCAUGAUCCACAAGCGGGAGCAGUGUCAGGGGAACGCACCCUCUCUGGCGUCCGUUUCCAUGGGCAGUCACAGUGGGUACACCCCGCCGGUCAGCUCCAUCCAGCAGUCUCAGAUUAACAACAGACAGAUCUCCACAUACAUUGCUGUUCCGCCGUCGCCGCUCAUCCAGACUCUGGUGCAGGGCAGCGUGUUGGUGAAUGACGAGGUCCUGCUGUCUGCGAUGUCGGCACUCACCUCCUUGGAGCAGCCCAUGCACUCCAUCCCCGCUCCAGUCCAGAGUAACCUGAGUGUGCACACCAGUGGGACCUACCUCCACGCACCUUCCUUGCCACCCAGGCCACCGCAGCCACCUCCUGCUGCCCCUGGACAUGGCCAUUUGGGUGUCCCGGUGCAAGCCAACAGUAGCAGCUGCAGUACGGUGGUGCAGGUGUACAGCUCGCCCAUCAGCAUGCCAGGGAACCCGGGCAUGGAAAUCCAUAGCAUGGCGCCUUACACUCAGAUCGAGGUUCCCAGCCAGUGCGUGGAAAGCACCGUAUACAAUACUCCUCCGGUGUACAGCCCUGGAAAGCAAGGACUCAAAUCCAAAACUACGAGCAGCUGCUCCCCCUGCCCUGACCUUAAUGGGAGCAGCGUGGGAGCCCUGGAACCAGCACUUCCUAGCAAGGCUCGUCGACCCAAGUCUGACGGGGUUCAGAACGGAAAAAUCAAAUCUCCCAAGCUGAAAUGUACAUACUGCGACAAGGCGUUUGGGAAAAAUUUUGAUCUCCAGCAACACAUUAGAAGCCACACAGGCGAGAAACCUUUCCAGUGCAUUGUAUGUGGACGAGCCUUCGCUCAGAAAUCCAAUGUCAAGAAGCACAUGCAGACCCACAAAGUGUGGCCCAAAGCUCCAAAUCCCCAAGGCUCUGUGACUUUGCAAGUGGCCCCACUCAACGAUGGGCAGAGAGAGGAGGAUGGCGGGGAGAAUACUGCCCCCCCACAAACGCCACCAGAGGAAGCCCCCGCUCAAGGAGUAGACGCGACACAAAGCAACAUGGGUGAAGGGGCAAGUGACAAACAUAUGUUGGCAGUGGACAGCUCCUACCACUGCCAGUUCUGCGCCAACAAAUUUAACAGCUACUUCCAGCUCAAAUCCCACAUGACUCAACACAAGCAAGAACAGGUCUACAAAUGUGUAGUAAAAAGUUGUGGUCAUACAUCUCAGAAGCUGGACCAGUUCUUGGAGCACAUUAAAACCCACCAGGAGGAGAUGACCUAUCGAUGCCAUCUGUGUAACAAGGGUUAUACCUCUCUCUACGAGAUGGGUAUCCACCAGUAUUCUCACAGCAUGCUGCCCCAAAUCGCCCCCAAGAAGGAGUUGACCGUUUACAAGUGUCUGAAGUGCAUGAAUAAAUAUUCCACUCCUGAAGCACUGGAGCAGCAUCUGCAGACAGCCACCCACAGCUUUCCGUGUCCACAUUGCCAGAAGGUCUUCCCCUGUGAACGCUACUUACGGAGACAUCUACCCACGCAUGGCGGUGGGGGCCGCUAUAAGUGCCAAAUCUGCAAGAAGCUCUUCCGGAGAGAGCACUACCUGAAGCUUCACAAUCACAUCCACUCAGGUGAAAAGCCUUUCAGAUGCACUCUCUGUGAGUCCGCGUUUAAUCGGAAAGACAAGUUGAAGAGGCAUAUGUUGAUACAUGAACCCUACAAAAAGUACAAGUGUCCCUUUGUUUCUCACUCCGGCUGCUCCAAGGAAUUCAAUCGCCCCGACAAACUCAAAGCUCAUAUCCUCUCGCAUUCUGGAUUGAAGAUGCACAAGUGCCAGUACUGUGCCAAGUCUUUCAGCCGACGGGCCCAUAUGUUGGAGCACCAGCGCUGUCACACCGGCAAUUACCGAUACUGCUGCUCAAACUGCGGCAAGGGCUUUACGCGCCAGAAAUACAUGAAGGAGCACAAGUGCCGGCUGCAGCCCGACGAUGAGAAGGAACAGGCAAGAAAGGUUCAGAGAAGGAAAGGGAGAGGAAAGCAAGCUGAGGAGCCUGGGCCAGAAGAGACUGAGAACCUGGCUGAAAACAAUGCCCAACGUCUGGGUGAUACCGGAGACCACAGAAAAGAGCAGUUCCAGCAGCCCCCCAAUGCUCUGCUUUCCAUCGUGGUUAGUGGCGCUGGUGGCCCUAACGAGAACUUGACGGUGCAGCCCAUGGCGGACGGUAUGACCCCGAGCACUGUGACCCUGGCAGAGCUUCAGAGCGGGGCAGACACAUCAUGCUCCAUGCUAGAAGUACCUAUAUACAUCCAGAACCCGGAGUAGACACGGCUGAUCAGAUCUAAGAGGUGUCACAGUGUAUAGGAGGAACAAAACACACCGAGCGGGUCUCGGGAGAUGAUCGACGGUCCACUCCUUAUACAUACCGUCCGCUCUUAACCUGUCACUUAGCGGCUGGUUCA